This is a messenger RNA of Atta colombica, 776 nucleotides long. Its product is annotated as tRNA 2'-phosphotransferase 1. Lineage: Eukaryota; Metazoa; Arthropoda; Insecta; Hymenoptera; Formicidae. Gene Ontology annotation, biological process: tRNA splicing, via endonucleolytic cleavage and ligation. Gene Ontology annotation, molecular function: tRNA 2'-phosphotransferase activity. Bases 171 to 776 code for a protein of 201 amino acids. The record is from RefSeq and is a predicted model, not a curated record. The transcript has 2 exons.
AUGCGUAUGUGGGGUGUUACGCCAUUAUUGUCGUUAUAAUAUUAAUUAAAAUUUUAUAAAUUUGCGACGAACAUAAUACUAUUAAUUCAGAGACACAUACCUUUAAAUUAGUGUAAAGAAAACCAAUUAGUUUGGUGGAAGUUACGAGGAUUGCGAACUACGCUAAUUUCAUGUUUUCAAAGACUCAGAAUAAAAGUGAUAUUGCUCUCAGCAAAAGAUUAUCAUAUCUACUACGUCAUGGCGCUACAAAGGAAGGUUUGAAUAUUAAACCAAAUGGUUUUGUUGCAGUUAAUGAAUUGUUAAAUAAAUCACUACAUCAUUAUACUAUUGAUGAUAUCAAGAGAAUAGUAAAAGAAAAUAACAAACAGAGAUUUACUCUUAAGAUUAUUAAUGGUAUUUUAGAGAUUAAAGCAAAUCAAGGACAUUCUCUAUUCAAGAUCAAUGAAUUAAGUUUGAGAAUACUUGACCGCAUAGACUUUGACAUAAUUCAUGGCACCUAUUUGAAGUACUGGCCAAAUAUAAGAACAGAAGGUCUAUCACGUAUGAAAAGAAAUCAUAUUCAUUUUGCAAAGGGAUUAAAUUUUAUCAAUGGUUUACGUCAAAAUGCUGAACUUUUUAUUUAUAUGAAUUUUGAGAAAGCAAAGGAAGAUGGCUUAAUAUUUUUUGAAUCUGAAAAUGGUGUUGUUCUUUGUGCCGGAAAUUCAAAAGGAUUUAUUGAAACAAAAUAUUUUUUGAAAAUGAUUACUGCUUAUGAUCAAACAUUAAAUUUGAAUUAA